This is a messenger RNA of Diachasma alloeum, 1758 nucleotides long. RefSeq names its product facilitated trehalose transporter Tret1. Gene Ontology annotation, cellular component: membrane. The transcript is spliced from 4 exons. Bases 1 to 1455 code for a protein of 484 amino acids. The record is from RefSeq and is a predicted model, not a curated record. NCBI's taxonomy places the organism in Eukaryota, Metazoa, Arthropoda, Insecta, Hymenoptera, Braconidae. Gene Ontology annotation, biological process: transmembrane transport. Gene Ontology annotation, molecular function: transmembrane transporter activity.
AUGGCAAAAUCCGCGAAUGUGCCUGGAAAGUGGCGACAAUUCGUAGCAACAAUGAUCGUGAAUCUUGCACCAUUUCUCAGUGGAGUAUCGUACGGCUGGUGUUCAACGACAAUUCCAUCCUUGCUGAGAGAAGACACACCACUGGGGACAGCACCUCUAACCGCGAGUGAGGGAUCAUGGCUGGUGUCAAGUCUGGCGAUUGGACCCUUAAUUAUCUUUAUGUUUAGUGGUAGCCUCUGUGAAAGAUUCGGCAGAAAGGCCACAGGUCUCGUGAUCGCCCUUCCUUCCGCCACUUGCUGGCUACUCAUACUAUUUGCCACCAAUUUCUAUCAUCUCUUGAUCGCCCAAAUACUGCAAGGAGCUGCCGGUGCACUGGCUACAUUCCACGCUCCCCUCUAUAUUACGGAAAUAGCUAGUGUUGAUAUCAGAGGACAACUCGGAAGUUUCUUCCUGUUCAGCGUGAAAAUCGGUCUUCUGUAUUCAUACAUUCUCGGCUCGGUGCUGUCUUAUCAUGUGUUCGCAAUGUGCUGUCUAAUCAUGCCCAUCUGUCACUUUGGGGGACUGUUAUUUUUACCAGAAACACCGGUUUAUCUAGUCCGGAAGAACCGAAUUGAGGAAGCUAACAGAUCUCUGAUGUGGCUCAGGGGCAAUGAUAAGCCAGUUGUUGAACUUGAAAUACAUAGACUUCGAGCAUUCGUCGAAGAUAACAUGGAUAUCACAAAGUCAGCAAAUAUUAGAGAUAUAUUCACAGACCGAGGGAAUUUCAAGGGAUUGGUGAUUGCAGUGAUGUUGGGAAUUGGUCAGCAAUCGUGUGGGAUCAAUGUGAUGUUGACAAGCACGGUGACUAUAUUCAACCUAGCAAAGAGCUCAGUGGAUCCCUAUCUGGCAACUAUAAUUUUUGGAGUAAUGCAGGUGUCCGGCGCCUGGUUGUCAACAUUGACAAUGGAACGCGCGGGUCGACGACCUCUUCUUCUGUUAUCUUCUUCAGGAAUGGCCGUUUGCCACUGUAUUCUCGGAAUAUUUUUGCUGAUUCAGAGCUUUCGUUACGAUGUGUCGGCAUUCAGCUGGACCCCAGUGGUCGUAUUAUCCGUUUUUAGUGUUCUGUAUUGUAUUGGAGUGGGCCCCAUUGCGCAUGUAGUCCCGAAUGAGGUGUAUAGUCCAGAUUUAGCAAGUAUUAGCAACAGUAUAACUCUGUUCAUUAUGACUUGUUGUGGCUUUUUAGUUCUCAAAUUUUUCCCAAUGGUUGUUUCCGUCAUUGGGCUGCACGGCUGUUUCUUCAUAUUUAUGGUAUUUUGUAUGUGCACCUUCUUGUUUUCACUGUUUAAUGUUCCUGAGACGAAAGGAAAGACGCUUGAAGCUAUCCGUAAAGAGCUAGUGAAGACGAAGGGCAAGCCAGACGAAAUUGGUGAAGUCAUUGUGAUGCAGUCAGUGAAAAUGGAUAGAUCCUUAUAUUGAUCAUUCGUAUUGAAAUUAGAAUGGUUAGAAAUUUUCAAGACAUCGGUAAUUUCAGUAGAAAAUUUUUAACACUGCAGUUUGAAAAAUAUGAAUGUAAAUUUGACUGAAAGACUAAUUCAAAAAAUUGUGCAUAUAUUUUAUUUAUGUUAAAAAAAAUGGGAAAGAAUGUACCUUCAACAGAUUGUCGCCUAUGCAAUGAUUGAAAUUAUAUUGUUGGAAACUUGAGAAAAUUUCAAAGCAUACUAGCCUUUAAAUUUUUAUCACACGCUUUUUGAGAAUAAAUGUAAAUGCAUACGUCACCGA